AUGGAAUUCCAAACAACAAGAAUAGAGAAUAAAGAUCUUUGCAAUGUUCUACUGAAAUGGUUGCAAACAUUACAUCUCAAAACUCCACAUCGAACUUUGUAUGAUAUUACUGAUGGUGUAGCACUUGCUGAAGCAUUGAAUCAAAUUUCUCCUGAAUGUUUUGAUGACAGUUGGUUUUCAAAAAUAAAAAAAGAUGUUGGAAAUAAUUGGAGACUUAAGGUUAGUAAUUUAAAAAAGAUUGUUGAAAAAAUUCAAGAUUUCUAUCAAGAUUGCGACACACAACAUAUGGGCAAUUUUGUAAAACCAGAUGUUAUAAAAAUAGGAGACCAAGAUGAUACAAUGGAAUUAGCUCGUUUAUUGCAACUCAUAUUGGGAUGUGCUGUUAACUGUCGCAAUGCUCAAGAUUAUAUAACAAAUAUCAGAUCAAUGGAUGAAAAUUCCCAGACUGUAAUAAUGCAGUCCAUACAAGAUCUGGAAAGGAUACAAGGACAUCCGCAAAGCAUUAUAGCUACUAGCCUCGGAGUAGAUACUGAUCACCAAGAACAAAUUCAACAACUUAUUGAUGAACUUCAAUCUGUUACCAAAGCUAGAGAUCAAAUGACUCAACGCUGUCUUGAGCUUGAUUCUCAAAUAAGUUUAUUACAAGAAGAAAAAACUUACAUUUUAGAUGAAAAAAGACAUUUAGAAGAACGACUUUUAGAAAGUGUUGAAGAUCCCUUAAAGGGCAGUGGUCAGAGAAGACAGAUUGAAGAACUAAAAGAAGAAUUGUACAAAGCUGAAACGUCUAGAGACGACUAUCGAAUAAAACUCAAGACACAAGAAAGAGAUAUGGCUGAAUUAAAAACUAAAUUUGAUUUAUUACAAGAAACCGCUGGAGAAGCGAGACUUCUUAAAGACGAAUUAGAUAUUCUUCGAGAUACGGCUGAUAGAGUUGAAAAAUAUGAAUCAACCAUACAGUCUUAUAAAAAAAAACUAGAAGAAUUAGGUGAUCUAAAACGACAAGUGAAGAUAUUGGAAUCAAAAAAUAUAGCUUAUAUUCAACAAAAUAUGGAACUAGAGCAGGAAAUUAAGAAAUCCUCCGUGUGGAAAUCACAAUUAGAAAUAUAUAAAAAACAAGUUACUGAACUUCACCAUACAUUAAAUGAUGAGACAAACAAAAUUGAUAAAUUGGAAUUUGAAUCAAAAAAGUUAUUAGAAAACUUAAACACCUUGCAGAAAGAGAAAGAUAGAUUAGUUAUUGAGAGGGAUUCAUUAAAAGAAGCAAAUGAAGAAUUAAAAUGUUGUCAAACUCAAAUGAAAAAGACCAGUACACUUGAACACUCUCAAACAACUGCUAGCGAUGACAUGGAAUCAGCAAUGGACCUCAAACAGAAAUUAGUGAGGCUUCAGCAUGAGAACACAAUGCUAAAAAUGAAUCAAAAAGAACCAGAAGAAGAUAAAAUUUCGGUACUCCAAAGUAUUUUGGAUAAUACGAGACAACAGUAUAAUGAACUGCGUUUAGACAACAGAAAAGCUAAUCAAAAGAUAUUAGAAUUAGAAUCCGAAUUAAAAGAACAAACAGAAAAUACCAAUGAAUGGAAUUCCAAAAUUAAAGAACUACAAAGUCAACUACAAUGUGAAAAAGAUACACGAUCAUUGGAUAUUGAAGAAAAAAAUACGACAAUAUCAGAUAAAGAUCAAUUUAUAAAUAUUUUGCAAAAUUCUCUUCAUCAGAAAGAUAUGGAAAUACAAGAAUGGGAAGAGAAACACAAAAAAUUCAUAGAAAAAGCAAAAUCAGUUGUUAAGUCUAUGGACGCUAAAAAUGUAUCAUUAUCUGAUGUUGACAUAAGUGUAUUAGAAAAUAGACUAUUGAAAGCCAAUAAAGAAAUAAGUGAUUUAAAGAAAGAACAAGAAAACUACAAAACAUCACUAGAGAUUGAAGAAAAAUUAAUAUCCACUGCAUUUUACAAACUAGCACAAACUAAGAUGCAAGAAUCUGUUGAUCAGAGAGUAAUGAAUCAAGGACUGCUACAAACUCAAACAUUUUUAUCAAAGCACAGACAACAAACAAAUAAAACAGUAGUACAAAAUCUCGGAAAGUAUAGAGGUAAAUCUCCAUAA
Macrosiphum euphorbiae (potato aphid) is the source of this 2100-nucleotide messenger RNA. The record is from the annotation of a GenBank genome assembly. NCBI's taxonomy places the organism in Eukaryota, Metazoa, Arthropoda, Insecta, Hemiptera, Aphididae.